Messenger RNA from Condylostylus longicornis, 1769 nucleotides. Its product is annotated as ataxin-10. The record is from RefSeq and is a predicted model, not a curated record. Gene Ontology annotation, cellular component: cytosol. The transcript has 3 exons. Gene Ontology annotation, biological process: neuron projection development. Bases 113 to 1414 code for a protein of 433 amino acids. NCBI's taxonomy places the organism in Eukaryota, Metazoa, Arthropoda, Insecta, Diptera, Dolichopodidae.
UCUUCGAAAGUAAAAUUUUGAAAAGUUGGAAUAUUCUUCUUUCCAAAAUUUAAAUGCCUUUUAAAAACAAUUACAUAAAUUAUAAUUACGAUAAAAAAAGUGAACUUUCAAAAUGAAUGAAAAUAAUAUCACUGAGUUAAAGGAAAUGGUUUCCGAAGCCCAGAAAUACUUAUUAGAUUUAAUUUAUUUUUGCGCUAGUGGAAAAGAAAUGAGCAAUGCGUUUUCGGUUCAGGAUGUGAUAAGUUUCCUAAAACGACUGCGGAAUAGUUGUUGUAAAGGCUAUGAAUCUCAAUGUGAAGUUAUGAAUAUUAUCCCAACAAUAUUCGCUUUGCUAGAAAAGGAAAUAUUUAGCUUUUUUGAAGAUAUAUCAUCUGAUGAAGUGGAUCAGCUGAACACUUUGAUUUGGCAACUGAUGGCUAAUUUGACUGUAAAUAAUCCCUCAAAUCAACAAUUAAUUUGGGAAGGCUAUGGUUCCAAGGUUAAAGAAUAUUUAAACGGGCUAUCUCCUUAUACAGACAUUCAGUUAUUAAUUUUAUAUAAUGUCGCGAAGGGAAAUUCUGUAUAUUUAGAUCAAAAAGACGUUUUUGAAAUACUACUUAAGGUAUGGACAAAUAUUUUAGAAAAAAAGUAUGACAGGAAUUUAGAAUUUUUGCAUAUAUUUUUUGAAGAAUAUUUAUGUAACAUUUCGUGUCGAAUUGUACCAAUAUACGCAACUCUUCAUGCGGAACAUAGGAUUGCAGUCUUGAAAUAUAUAAUUAUUUAUGUAAGAAAUGGCAGUCCUAAUGGUCAAAUACAAAAAGUUUUGAUGGAAUUUAUAUCAAAAGAAUUCAAAAAGAAAUCAGAUUGUAUAUUGAGAGUAAACAGUGAGCGUAUAAAUGAAAUUUAUCCAUAUGAAGUGUUAAUAUUGCUCGAAACAAUUUCGGUUGCCAGUGGAGAUGCUUUAUAUAGUCAUAUUUAUGAAAAAGAUCACUCAUUAUUUCUUAACGUUGGGCAGCUUUUGUAUACUGUUAAUGAAACUGGUAAACAAUCAAAUAAUAUUUUUACACCAAUGGAAAAGCUAACUGAAGUAGCCCCCAAUUCUGGAAUAAACACAGAUUUUCAAAAUGAAAUUUCGUAUCAAUUAAGAACACUUUUAGUAAGAACUCUGGCGAAUUUAUUGUACAAAAAUAAAAAAAACCAAGAAUAUGUAAGGGAACUAAAUAUAAUAGCAGCUAUUCUGGAUUCAACCAGACCAGACGCAAGGAAUCCUAUGAUAAAGGAAUGGAGUAUACUUGCAAUUAGAAAUAUGUGUGAAAAUUGUUCUGAAAAUCAACAAAUAAUAUCAAAUUUAACAAAAGUUGGAGAUGCCUCAAAAAAUGUUUUAACAGAGUUAAAUUUAGAAAUGGGAUCGUUAAGAAUUAGUCCAAAAGAAUAAUUUUGAAAUAAAGCAAAUAAAACAAAACAAUAUACAAGCUCAUAUUUGAAAAGUAUUAAAAUUGUUAAAUAUAUUUGUUUGAUUAUCUUCUAAGUAAGAAUAAUACCUUACUACUUCCUUAUAGGACACCAAAUAAAUGAAUAUUGAAGAUUUUUGAUUUGCGCGACGAGGACAACAGUUCACCGUGACUACGUGUAAAGAUCUACCAAAUAAAUGAAACAAAAAUAUUAUUUUCAAAGUUUUACACGUAAAUAUGUAAUUUAAAAAUAAAUUAAAUUUUAAAUCACAUAUAUUAUGCAUAAUUAAUAUUUAUAACGAAUAUAAAAUGUUUUAAAAUUAGUAAAACUCCUAAAAU